This is a messenger RNA of Topomyia yanbarensis, 18388 nucleotides long. RefSeq names its product regulating synaptic membrane exocytosis protein 2 (gene Rim). Gene Ontology annotation, cellular component: cytoskeleton of presynaptic active zone; presynaptic membrane. The transcript has 23 exons. Gene Ontology annotation, biological process: intracellular protein transport; calcium ion-regulated exocytosis of neurotransmitter; regulation of membrane potential. Bases 1609 to 8712 code for a protein of 2367 amino acids. The record is from RefSeq and is a predicted model, not a curated record. Gene Ontology annotation, molecular function: transmembrane transporter binding; small GTPase binding. NCBI's taxonomy places the organism in Eukaryota, Metazoa, Arthropoda, Insecta, Diptera, Culicidae.
GGGGGUUCUUCUAAUACAGUUUUCUUUCGUGCUGUCUCUUUCCAGUUAGAUAGUCGCUCAGUUUCUUGUAACGAUGAGUUGGGACGGAAACCACAAAACGGAUCGCACACCUACGGAAAGGCGAAGCGUAAUCGUGGCUGUCACAAGAAAACAGCUCCCAAUAACGUCGCUACCUAUUAUUAGCAUAGUAAAGUCUGCCAGAACCAAUAUGGACAAGGAAAGAGAGAACACAGUUGGAACUUGCGAUUGCGAAUUUCUUCACCAGCAAACUGAUGGAUUAUAACUUUCUUCGGCGAAGGAACAAUGUGGAAAAGUUUGGUGAACUCGCAGUUCGCAUUCGAUUACGACGCGCUGCUGACGGAAUCGCGGAACAGAGCUCUGUGGUAGUGUGCGUGGUGGACUGUGUGAGUGUCACUGUGUCGGGUCGGUGGGGUAGAGAAAAGCUUUUGUGUGCAGCCAGUGAAAAUUUUCUCGGUUUUUCACCAACAUACUUGAAGAGGGGUCGAAGCGUGUGUCCCCGAUGAACUAGCUUUUAUCGUGGAAAAUUUCUGAAAAGUGUACAAAUUUUUCGGAAAAAUCGAAAAUCUUGGUGAAUAGCAUUGUUUGAAAGCAUCACUAGUGAAAUCCCACAGCAGGAGAAUGGAAAAAUGUGAAGUGAAAAUUGAGGAUGGAUCUCCAAAGUUUGAAGAAGAAAAAAGAUGGAGAGUAAAAGGAAGAAUGUACAUGCGAGGGUAUUUUCGUUAAAAAGUUGUUAUAAUGAAGGAAAUCGAAACGAAAUUGUUACAAUUUAGUGUUUGUUGUGUGAUCUACGUGAAAGAUAUAUGUGAAAAUUGACAAUGGAAGAUGAAUUUUACAACGUUAUUGGAAUUGACUUAUGAGCAAAUGUCCAGCUGUGCAAUGGAACUGAUAUCGAAGCUAUAUCCUCCGUAGCGUAGCACAAUGGAUACUUAACCAGUUGGACAGGCACACACCACAGUACAAGCGUUAUGAAUCUUGGAGAUAUUAGGUGCUGAAUUGUCCAUCUGAAACGGAUUCAACGUAUGCAGCUAUUCGAGAAACUGUGAAAAUGUUUACCAAAACCAAUCGCGACAUUCGUUUCUCAAGUGUAGCCAAUGGUGAGGACAAUGACAACGACUGCAGCGAGUAUCAAUUUUCGAAAUGUGAAACCAAACUGAAAAAAUACAAAGUGGCAAACUCCGAUGCAGGCCCAUCUGUUGGAUGCGUAAUCAGUGUCAAGAAAAACGAGGUGAACGAAAGCGCAAAUAAUUAUAGAUAUUUCCUAUAACGAUAGUUACUAGAACCGGGAAUAGGCGUAGUCUUGUUUAGUGUGUACAUAGUGCGAAGCUGGAGGGCAUCUGGUUGAUUUAGUAAUAUUCAAGCAUUUGCGACAAAUUAACGAAAUAGCUAUAGGUUAUUAUACUCACAAAUAAUAGUGCUUCAUUAUUGUUUCAUUGCAAAGUAUUGCGUGCUCCUAACAGCGCAUAGUGAACGUUAAGCGUUAAGCAUGUGCAAAAUACUUAAUACAAACUGACGUAAUUGUUUACGGAUAAUCAAAUUGUGAAAUACGCUAGACAUCGUAUUUCUGUUUACGGCUAGGAUAUAACCAAAAUGGCCGAUAUGCCUGAUUUGUCUCAUCUGACACAGGAGGAGCGUGCCAUAAUUGAAAAUGUUAUGCACCGGCAGCGUCAAGAGGAGGAGCGGGAGAAUGAGAUUAUGCGGAGAAAGCAGGACGAGGUGGCCACACUCGUCGACUCAAUAAGACAAAAAUCGGAGCAACAGAAGAAGUCAGGAAUAGAGCUUGACGCGACCUGCCACAUCUGUCUCAAAACCAAGUUUGCGGAUGGCAUCGGGCACAUCUGCAAUUAUUGCAAUAUUCGUUGCUGUGCCAAAUGCGGAGGAAAAGUCACGCUGCGUAACAAUAAGGUGAUAUGGGUGUGCAUUGUUUGCCGAAAAAAGCAAGAACUUCUAUCCAAAACGGGCCAAUGGAUAAACAAAAGUACCAGUCCCGACGGAAUGGCCCGCCGGAUAGAUGGCGAUUCACGGAAUCUUCCCCAUCCCUCACUCGAUCCGCUCGAUCCUUCCGACAAACGACCAAAGCUGGAACGAGCGCGAAGUGCUGCCGAAAAGGAAAACAAUCCCAUGCAGCGCUCCGGCAGCCAAUUGCGGCGUCAGUACUCGCAACAGGAUCCACCACCACGUCGGAUGUCACAGUCCGACAGUGGAGUGGAUAUGUCAACUGGACUACCGCAGGUGCGAUUGCCGAUGCCACGAAUGCAUCCGCAAGCUAUGCAGCAGCAGGGUUCUUACGGGCAAUAUUCAACACAUGCUGGCCUUCCUCAGCCACCGAUGCAAACGAUGUCCUACGGGCAUCACCAGUCGCAUGUAACUCCCCAAGUGCAGAUCACUCGACCGAGCGGCAAUGCAGUAUUGAGCGGAUAUGGCCAAGACGAUCCUAGCUACUACCAAGGUGAAAUCGAAGAUUUAAUGCGCGCACAUCCCCACUUAGUUCAUCCCCGUCAACAGCAGCACUAUGCAGAGUCGAUGCAAUCGGCUGCACCAAGUUACGGCAGCGGAAGCAGUAGUGGUAUUGUGCUCACAACAGAACCCACAAAGAAGCACAAACGCCCAAUGGGUGGACCAUAUCUACCACAGCAGCGAUCGUUCAGCAGCUCCGACGAAGAUAUCCGCUCAACGCCGGAGUACGAAGCCGGGCAUCAAACACAGUAUUUUGAUAAUCACUCCCGACUGAAUCCAAGCGUCCCGGAGUACCGAGCGAGAAAGCUGGAUGUGCAGCAAAGAAAUAGCUAUAACCGAACAAAUCACAAUCGGUACCAAAGUCAGCAGACGCACUCGCACAGUCAGCAGCCACUACCGCAGGUAGUGGUUGCCGAUAGCACAAUUACUUCUUCGGCGUACGAUAACAAUAAUCAUCAACACAGUAGUAGUCAUCAUCAACAUAGUCACCAGUCAGUGCCGCAAACCCAUCAAGCCCAUAAUAGCCAAUAUCAGUAUAUACAGCAGAACAGUCGAUACCAUUCGAGUUCUGCUGGCAAUGAGCAACCGGAUCCAUACUGGGAUGAACCGGCGGACAGUAGACGGUUCACCGAGCGGAGAAAGAAAACGGUGAGAUUUGAUGGGCAGGACACCGAUGAUUGGGGCCGGUGGGAGUCGGAACGGCAGGGCAGUCAGGAUUCUGCCACCAAGGACUCCGGUAUCGACACGAGCAGCACAUUCACCAGUAGUGAAGAUUCGAAUCGUGGCGAUGGCCCAAAGAAUCCUGUAAGUUGGCAAGUGUCAGCAGAUGGUAGCCGUAUGAUUGGUCAUAUGGUACUGCGAAGAAAUAUAGACGACGAAGAUGUUUUAGGACUCAAAGUACGAGGUGGCCAGGUGCUACCAAACGAUGAGAGGGCAACAAUCGUUGAGCAUGUACAACGCGGUUCGCUUGCCGAUAAGGAAGGACACAUUAGGCCAGGUGACGAAGUAGUGGAAUGGAAUGGUCAUUCCUUGCGCGAUAAAUCCGCACAAGAUGUAUACGUUAUUAUCAGUGAUAGUAGGAUGGAACCAUUCGUAGAAUUACUCAUAACACGUGCGAUCCUGAUAAAUCGCAAAAAUACUCAAGCAUCCUGGCGAAACUCUCAUUCGCCGAUACGAGUUCAAACGCAUCAUCCAGGAGAAAGCUACGAUCGACGCGAUAAGCCAAGCGUACUAGUGACGUCUCCGGGUUCGCCGGAUUUGCAUAGUGUGCGUAACUAUUCCGCCAAUCUUCGUUACCCAAAUAGACUGACACCGACUGCAACGGUUGCGCAGCAGGAAAACAGCGUUGGAGGACGAAUUCAGAUAAAACUUGGAUUCGAACCAAGCUCCCUUCAGUUGAUCGUCACUGUCGUCUGCGCAGCUGGGCUUAUAUCGAGAAUUAACAGUGCAGCACGAAAUCCUUACGCCAAAAUUUGUUUGCUUCCCGAUCGAAGUGAAAAAUCCAAGAGGCGAACGAAGACGCUAGCUCUAACUAACGAUCCCCGGUGGGGCCAAACGUUUGUGUACGAAGGUCUUCGUAGAGCUGAUCUCCAGAAUCGUUUAUUCGAGGUUACUCUAUGGGACUACGUCCGUUACGGUGCCAAUGACUUUCUAGGGGAAGUGAUCAUAGACUUGGCCACUCACCCGCUAGACGAUGAACCGGAAUGGUAUAUAUUGCAACCCCAUCAGGAGUCCAUACGAGAAACCUUGCGUAGAGACGACAGAGAAUCUGGCGGCAACGAAUUGGAUAUGAUUUUAACCCCAACCGAUCACUUAUCGCCACCGAGCACCACUUCAAGAUUGAGUGAUUCUGAUACGACUUCUGAAUGCGAUAUAGAUGGUCUGAUGACUGGACGUGACGGCGCUAGCGUAUCAUCCCUAGGAAGCUCGUCAAGCCCCCCGCCAGAGGUCGAUCUACAGGAGCGAAGAUCGCGCCGUGAUAUGUCACCGCAGGGUCGAAAACGAGCGGCUGGCAUGGUAGCAAAGGACUAUCGAACGGUGUCCGGUGUUGGACAGGGCUUUCAUAAUCAAAUGAGUAAUGAGGCAACUUCUUCCUACCGUCGAAACGGCACGAUGGCGAUGAGUCAACGAAGCCAGUCUGCGGCACCGAGCGAAAACUAUCGGGAUGAUCGUCGGGGUUCGCUAUCACCACAAGAUGAUAGAUAUACCGAGUAUCCAGUUCUUCCAUUACAUCACUAUGCGCCCAGAUUUCAAUCACGAUCAGCGACCGCGACACCAACUGGUUCCCCGAAGAAACGACAAUUACCACAAGUACCUCACGUGUCACGAAAUGCGGCCAUGCGAGAUCGUUUUAUACAGGACUUUGAGGAUCGUAGUGGGGGACGUUUUGCAAGACAUCGGGGCCGCCAGAGUCAUCAUCAGCCAACGUAUCGAAGUACGGGGAUGGGAGGUUGGGAACGACACUAUUCGGGGCUUUCCGACAGUGAUCUGACGACACACUCAUUAGACAGUAGAAUUAGACCUAGACACUCGUUAUCUCCGGAUAAAGAUUUCAUGGGUGAUUUUGGCGAUUCCGAUAUGGAGUCGGUAGUUAGUGUUACUUCAAGUGCUUUUUCAACUCAGUCGGAGCGACCGCGUGGAUCGAAAGGGAUAAGGAAUCUUCGCGAUCGGCGCCGUCAGUACGGAUGUCUGUCGCCGGGUUGGGCCACUACUUCUCUUUGCAUUCUUCCAAGUGAACAACUGUUCGGCGAAUCUGUCAACGAGAUGGAUCAAAUUACAAAAAUACUCGAAGUUCCUGAACCAAUUAUCCCGAAACACGAUGCAAUUGGAAUGCUUUCUUCCAAAUUGCCUCCUAUAUCCGGAGAUAUUCCUACAUUUCCGUUUGUGGCUCCCAGUAGUGGUGUUUUGUUCUCCGAGGUUGCUUCUUUUGUUCCUGUAACAACCUUCAAUCCUUUUUCCCACUUCCACAAUGAACAGUGUAUUGCUAUCAAACCUGCUCAAAGUAUUAUCCAAAAUAUUCCUGUAAAUCCUCUAACAACGCAGUUACAUCUAUUGAACACAUCAUCAGCGGAACAGUCAUCACGCGAGCUCAGCACACGGGUUAACCAUCAUGCAUCUUAUGAUAAUCGGAUGUGGUCUUCCUUACGAAACAGUGUGUUUCAUAGACAUCAAGUGGCACCUAAUUUAAAACAAAUUCAUCCUCCUCAAAUAGCAACUACACACUCUUCGAGUGCUAAACUGAAUCCUAACAAUAUUCGUUGGUUGGCCAGAGAAAUAAAGAAACAAGCUAUAUCGAAUCGUCGAACACCUCCGAGCAAAGAACCAGCUAUCCCUUUGGUGAACAAAAUUAUUCUCCAGUCAUCACGUUCGAAUCGUGGCAUAUCCAAAAGUAUCGCUCCUCUGCGGAAUGCUUUCGAUCCUAGAGCUGGUUUAAAAAGCCAAAUUAUAGCGGGCAUAUGCAAAAGUACAGACACUUCAGAUAAAAGUAACAUUAGGUGUGCUAGUACCCAAACCGGUACAGAGUUGAAGGCGUCAGCCGAGUUUCGUUCGUCCAUCGGAAGCCUUCCGGAUAUUGGUGAGUACGAUGUUAGUGAUCUAGAAUUUGAUCCCGACAUGGUGCCGACAAGCCCAGUUAGAAUGUUGAAGUCUCCUAGUGAGCCUUCGCUUCGGGGGCACAUCGAGUUUGGUCCCGAGGACCCCCAUUGCGACAGCGAACCAGGAAGACAAUGCACCAAAAUAAGUCGUUCACAUUCGUUGAUUACUAGUGAUCAAAUUAUCGAUAUCGAGUAUGAUUCGGAUACUGGUUAUAAGACCAAAAGUGUUCGUAGGAAUCCAUUUGCUGGGAUGAAGAAUAAACAUUCGCCCUGUAAAAGAACCAAAUCGCUUGAUCUAAGACUAGAGAAAGGCAAUGUCGCAAAAGAAGCUUGCGCCUUUGGUUCGAAAUCAAGCUUAGACAAAGGAAGCAUGACUUUAGAUAUUGUAAAACACGUAGAUGACACCGAGGACUGGGUACGUGAGCCUUACGAUCGAGAUAACGGAAAAGUGAAGUAUGUCAAAUCGGAGAGAUCCGACCAAAGCAGACAGAAGAAUCCGAGUAAAGCUCCAGUUGAAGCCGCCGGUAAUUCUAAUAUUCAUACUAAAAAAUCUACCGAAAUAGUCAGCCUCAAAUCAUCGGAUCAAAGUACAUCUGGGAAACAUGAACCACCUGCUAGAAAACGGAAGGUCAGUAACAAAUCGCGUAUUGAUGAAAUCAAGCACGAGAGUGGCGUCUUGCAUGGUAGUACUGAGUCAAUAAAAUCAAUUAUUGACGUGGUAAGAAUGGAAUUAGUACAAAAACAAAAAUCAAGUUCCAAAACUUCGAGUGAUUCUGCUUCUGCUACUGUUUUGCGUGGAAGUCAAUCAUUCAGUGAUGUUGAACUGCACCGAGAUGAUCACGUGAAUAAUGACAAGUAUUAUGAUCGUGAUGGUCGUAAUAAAAGAUCUAAUAGAGACGAACUGUUAGAUCGAAGGGUUUUCGAUAGGUAUGCGGAAAAUAAAGCGAACCGGUAUGAAAGCGAUCACGAAAAACAAAGCCAACGAGCACGCGUUGAAAAAGUUCCUGUUAGAAGAGAUAAUUAUUUACAUAGAGAAGAAAGGUCUUAUGAAGUGCCAAGAGGGGAGAACUAUGUUAGAACAACCUUGUCUGACUGCGAUGAAGGCGCAUCCGAUGAUGAAGUGUUCGAAUAUCAAUUUUCUAGAUGCAACAAUUUGUCGUUUAAUGGCUCCGGUUCCAGUAGGACUAGAUCUCGUUAUGACACACGCCGCACCAGUAGUUUGGAAGAUAUUAACAGAUUUAUUUCCGAUAGACAGUUUUAUGGUAAUACCAUAAAUGAUAGAUGCGAUACCAAUAGGCACAGCUCCGUUAGUAUUAAUGAUAAGCCAGAAUAUUUUGAGUAUAGCAAGUCUCCCUCAUCACCACGCUCCAGCUGUAGCAGUAGAAGUGCUAAUUACGCUUCUUCCCAUUUUUCCCAAUCCUUCAACGGUAUCGCUUUGCUGCAAACUGAACCGAAACGAACUGCACUGAAACAUCCCGGCAUGGUCGGAUUGACAAUGCAUGAUACCUCACCGUUCGAAUCACCGUCCUGGUCACCCGGGCAACUCAAAAGUGAUUACGAUAUGAGAGACCGAGGGCGAUAUGGGCACAAUGGUGGACGGGAUGCGUAUCGACGGCGUGAGCGUGAUCGUGAUCGUGAUCGGAACAGCAGUGACCAUGAGCGGGAUCGUGACCUGAGUGAUCGUGAACAACGAGAUUCACGGGAGCGUUCUGAUCUGGACCGAAGUCUUUCGAACAAUGAAGGGACACCCGAGGAUAAAAUAGAUGGUAGCCUAAGUGACACAGCAGUGAUACAAAGUUUGGACUCGAGACGUAAGCUGGAUCAACGAUCGCCCAAGAGUGAAACCCCGACGCGGGAUCGCGAACGCUUCGGUGCCGGCAUGGGAAAGAAAAGUAAUUCCACCUCACAACUGUCGGCAACAGACCAAGGAAUAUCGCCAUCAUCCUCGUCGUCAACAUCGCAACGCAAGCGGUCUUCAGCCGGAUCGAUCCAACGAUCGGUCGAGGUGACACCGAUCCCAUCACAGUCGUCGGCCUAUCGUGCCGGAAGUUUACAUUCAAUUUCUAGCUCCGAGGGCUCCUCGUGGUCACCAUCGCUGAGGGUGGCUGGUGAUACAGGACCUCUGUCGGACUUCAUCGAGGGCUUGGGACCAGGACAGCUCGUCGGACGCCAGGUACUGGGUGCUCCUGCCUUAGGUGAUAUUCAACUGUCUAUGUGCUAUCAAAAGGGUUCCUUAGAAGUUGAAGUGAUACGAGCGAGAGGAUUGCAGGCACGUCCUGGCUCAAAAGUACUUCCAGCGCCUUAUGUUAAAGUGUAUUUAGUUUCCGGUAAAAAGUGUAUAGAAAAAGCUAAAACAACGACUGCUAGGAAAACGUUAGAUCCAUUAUAUCAACAACAAUUAGUGUUUAGAGAACCAUUUGCUGGCUGCAUACUACAAGUGACGGUAUGGGGUGACUACGGGCGGAUGGAAGGCAAAAAAGUGUUCAUGGGUGUAGCUCAAAUAAUGCUGGACAACCUUAACCUAUCACACAUAGUCAUCGGAUGGUACAAACUGUUCGGAACCACAUCACUGGUCAGUGGACCACCUAGUUUGGGUCUAUCUAGGCGAUCCUCAAUUGCAUCACUCGAUUCACUUAAGCUGUAAAACUCAUUGACAUCACUAAGUUUAUUUUUCUCCUUUGGUAUCGUUUUAUUUUCUUUUUGGAGUUUGGUUUGGAACUGUGCCAUUUUAGUUUCGUACGAUGAGUGAGGUGUUCAACAUAGUCAACUAGAAUAGCUGCAAUCUUCGUUUGUUUGUACCUGGACGCACCAAAUUGUGUGUGUGUUUGUGCUCCUUCCACUGAACCUGAUUUUAUAGAUUAGAUUGCUAGUUAAAGAAGUCCUUUGGUAUUGACAGAUUGGCCACUAUUUCCAAGUUUUUAGAUCCUUUCGAGAAGAGAAAUGAAUUCUUAAACCAUUUUAAAUUUAAAUGAUGUUUGAGUUCCAUACACUCUACCAUCGCCAAUUGCUUACAUGCAAUGUCUCCUAUAUAAUACCUUGAACAGUGCGAUGGUUGUGGAAUGUCGAUUCCCACAAAUGACUCAUCGGAAAGCAUUUCAAACAAAACCUCAAAUUCAGCUUCGAAAAUCCUCCAAGUACGAUUUAGUAUAGUUUAGAUCCAACGGAAUAUUUUCCAAAACUGUUUACUGUUCACCUUAGCUUUGGUUGUCUUUGUUUCCUUAUUUGUACCCUGUGCUACCCGCUGAUGCCGUUUGAUGUCAGCGUCGGUUUACUUUAAUUUGAUCUUCCAUUAGUUAUCCUGAUUGAUAGAAGCAAUGUCGAAAGCACUUUUAAAUAGUGUGUUUCUCGUUCUCAAUUGAUUCACAAAUUAAUAUCACGAUCUGAUCGUUGCAUUAAUUCUGAUUUAACAAAAAAUAGAGAGCUCUAGCAAAAUGCAAUGACAAAACUAAAAGUGUUUUAGUUGAUCAUAGUAAUAUAAACCUCGAAAAACCUCAGCAUAAGUUUCAUCGGCGUACCUACCUUCUGGUUUACAAGAUCCGUAUCCUUGUUUCAAGUACAAUCCAAACCGCGUUAGUUAGUACUAAGAAGCUAACAACCGACCGUAACAACAUGUUCCAGUAUAGGAGACUAGAAUAAACAAUAUUAUUAUAAAACAGCGAUGGGCGACAAAAACCAAAAAAAAAAGUCAUCACUUACACACACCUACACUAGUACGCAGAGCGGAAGCAAUUUUCAGAUUUUGAUUCGCGUAUUUAUCAAAAAGAACAACGUACAUCUAAGGAAAAAAUGAAACUCAAAUCUGUGAAUUUAUUAAAAUUAAUAUAUAAAGCAGUAAUGAUACAAUUCAUAAACCAAUGAAACUUGCAGCAUCAGAAAAUUCAUGACAAAGAAAGUUACAACUACUUUGUAAAAAAAAUGAAACAAAUAAUCAAGCCUUCCAUUAUAUUUAUGAAACAAGGAACGUUUAAUUAUUAUUAAUAAAUUUAUCGAAACAAAUCUCUUGACAUUGAGAAUGCAUAAACUCCUACAAAUACGUCAUUCCUACUCAUUUUAUUCAAGUUCCAACAGAAAAAAAUAAUACAAACAAAUACGUUUACUCUAAAAUAAUUUCGCCAAAUUGACACGCAUUUUCAUGUAAUUUUCUCUUUCCUAUUUCUCAUUAAUCUCAUAAGACUAGAAACAAAACAAAUGCGACCGCCACUUAGUGUACAGCUGGUAUGGAACAGGAAAACCAAACUUUUUCGAGAACAAAAGCAAGUAACAACUCAUGAAACAAGAAAAUUUGUACAUCUAUUACAACAACUAAACGAAGAAACAAAACAACUUGUACAUAGCACUUAAACCUAUCAAAGAUCAAACAAAUGAAGAGAAGCAAAAAAGACAUAACAACAAAUACCGACGACGGAGGAAAAUAAAAUAAAUCAACAUAAUUUUUGCCUUAGACUCCUACCAAAAUAUCGUGGAUCGUGUAGAAAAAAUAAUGAUGAGAGAAAAAAGGAACAUCAAACACGCAACACACACACACGUUACGCCCUUCUACAGCACGAUCUGGAAUGGAGCGAGUGAGAUAUUAGGCCAAUCACUAGACGUUCCUCUCUUUUUAUGCCGACCUCAAACAAGCUGAUGUCUAGAUUGGGUAGGGAUUUUUCUUAAAAAGAAACAAUCUUCCAGUUAAUGCUGGAUGCAGUUUCGGUGGGUUUGCUCGUCUUUUUUGAUGUUACUGAAAAUUUAUUUGUUUAUUUAAUUCGUCAUAUACGUGUGGAAUAGAAUCAAACAUUUUACAAUUUACAUUCUAUUCAUUUUUUCCACGUUUUUGAACAUAAUUUUAUUUUAAUUCAGGACAUAGUGAGGUAAAAUUUCUCCCGUAAUUCUCGUUAUAAUAACGCAUCAUUCGGUUGACCGGGUCGGUUUUUGCAUGAUUUGUUUUAUAAGGUGUUUCUAAAAAUAAUUUGCGAUUUUCUCAAUAAUGGUUCGUCGCAUAAAAUUUUAUUUGCGAAGGUAAUGAUGCAGAUUGUAUUGCUUUGACAAAUGAUGUCUCUAAAUCAUUACAAUUCUGCGCGUUCCUUAACUGGUUGUAUGUUAAUGAGCAUCCAGCGUCCCUCAUAUGAUGGAAGAGGUUCUAGUUCAAUUGAGCUCAAAUACUUCUGAAGAAUGUGGGUGAAUUACCGAUCAGGUUAACACUCAAAUAGUUAAACAAAAAAACUUCUAAACAAUCACAAAUAGGAAACAAAUAGAACGUAACUUUUUCACACAUUUGUGAGCUGUUUUAUUGCAUUCUGCUUUUAGAACACACAUUGUAGAAACGUAUUACUUGUUACGAGUUUUCUUUGUUUAGAUUUUUUAGUUCGCAAAAAGGCUUUUGAUUACUUUUGAUGAGUGCGGCUGGAUUAGAAACUAGGUAUGAAUUUCCUGAGUCGAAGAAAGACCAACGCACAUCUAUUUUUUCAUUGAACAUUUUCCUAAAAUUCUACAAAAUCACUGAUCAGUUAUCAAAAACUUACAGUGGCGUAGCCAGAAAUUCUGUUUGGGGGGUAUUGAUGAAAAUCGUAGAUUUUUUCGAAAGUGCUAAAUUAGUGAAAGAUCAUAAACAAAAUUAGUCUAACAGAUGCCUUUUAUAAUUUCUUUUGUAAUGUGUCAACGAAGUCAAAGAAUGCAAAUAUAAAGUGCACUUUCAAAUUGGAAUAAAUGUUCAAAAACUUUUCUAACGGUCAAGAUCAGAUAAUUUCGAAACUAUCAACUUUGAAGGUUUAAUAACCUCGAAGAAGCUUUCCAACAUAAAAAUCGCAUUUUUUUAUGUAGUAAUAUUGGUAGAUAAAUCUCCUAGAAGAAAUUAUGGAGAAGUGACUCAAAACUCAAAAAUAGUAAGAGACUUGUCUUCAGCAAAGUUAUUGAUAACGUCAUUUUAAACAAAUUUGUUGGGAAUCUGAAGGCAUUAUAAAUGAAGUGCAUCGAGAUAUAGAACGAUAUUUAAGAAAUUUUUUAAAGCCAGUUCUUUUCAAUAACACUUUUUAUUGUAAGCUUCAGAGACUACAUUUUAUUGUUUAUAUACAGCAGAAAAGAUUUGUCAAUUAAAGUAAUAUCAGAACAACUUGUUUUAAAGAUUUUCUUUCACAUUUUGCCUAAUAUAUUUCGAUACUCUGAAUGCACAAAGUAUUCAUGUCUUCAACAAAAUUAGUUAUGGAAUGUCUUCGACAAAGUUUCUUUUCAUUUUGAUUAUAGACACUUUAACCAUUUCGGUUCUUUUUUUAGGUUAAAAUUUUUUUUAACCUAUCUGCGGGGUUAGGAAUGGAACCCAGGUGAGCUGCGUGCAAGGCAAUCAACUUACCAACUACGCUUAGCCCAUUCCAUCCAACAAGGUUGUUUGAAAUUGCAUCUCUUGAAAACUUUGCUAAAUACAUUAAAUAUCGAACUAAAAUUGUUUGAAGUAUAAUGCUUUAUAAUUAUUUCUAGGAGGAUUAACCGCCAAAAUUAUUUUAUUAGAAGAGGUGCUGCUUUAUGUUGUCAUAUUCUUCAAUGAUACUAAACAUUCAAAGUUGAUAGUUUCGAAAUAAUGUGAUGGUGGCCGUAAAAAAUGUUUUCGAGCAUUAAUUUUACUUUUCUUCACUAUUAAAGAACACAACUUCAAAACGAGUCCUUGUUUACAAAAUUUUAUUGUACCAGCUUAUAGGCUAUUUAUAUAAUUGAUAACACAACAAAAAAAACCGAUCCUGACCUGCUAGAGACAAACGGAAAACGUCAUUUUUCAUCAUUUUUCUUCCGCUUUUCAAAAUAUUAUUGUUGUGUUUAGUCACAUUGAGUUUUUGUCUCAACUGUACGCAUUCUCGAAAAAAUAAAUUUUUAGCCAAUUUUGAAAUGUAUGCAAUUUUUCGGUGUGCAUAUGUUAUGGUGUUAUGUUUAUAGACAAUCAACCUAAUCAAACUUCGCUUCCCAUUUAAAGUUUGGAUCUUCCUAAAACAUCCUAGAAGACAUUAUGGCUGUACACUUGACCGUUUUCGCGUGAAUAAUUUUUUGCGCGGUUUCGGCGAAAAAAACACUGUGCUGCAGUCUGGUGCAACCCAUCCACGUACUUUGUGAUCGUAGUUAAAGAAGAGAAAAAAGAUUUCUUCGAAGUGGAUGCUUUAUCCGACUAAGGAAUUUAUUAGCGUUCCACAAUCGUCGUGAUUUUGUUUCAGAAUUCAUGCCUCAGCGUAGCGCAUACGACUUAUAUCCUAGGCUUUUAGGCAUUGCUCGUCUGAUUGAGGAGACCGAACACCCGAUUUCCCUUGCCAUUAACCUCAUUGGCCUUGCUGGAUUCUUUUUAAGCAUGUUUUUUCUGCUUUUUCCAUUCGGCUUCGUUCAGCCGUUUUGGAACAGAGUACAAGUAGAUGUAGGGGAACAUGGGGAGACUUGAUCAGGUUUUCAGUUAAAACUAUGUAAAUCUCUAAAAAAGUUUUCAGUCAUUCAGAACUAUAGUUGAAAUGUAAUGUACAAAAGUAUUGCGCGUGUUCAUGAUUUUGCAUGAUUUUGCAGAAUUUUUAAUUUACUUUUUCAAAAGUUAUAAAAGUUUUUAUGCGAUCGUUUUUUCUGUUCAAGGUUUAAUGUUUCGAGAGCACUUUCGAUGUAUUAUCCGUGGUAAGAUGUCAAUAUUUUGUAGCAAUUAAAUGGAAUUAUGGGUUUUGGACAUCGCUGAUUAUGAAACUAAAGUCAGCUUUUCGAAAUUCAAAAUAGCCGAACCAAUAUGUAUAGUGCGAAUUUGAGUGAACAUGCAUCAAGUUAAAAAAAAUGGCGAUGCCGCCAAUAUGGCGGACUAAAAUGUGACUAUCUUUUUUGACCAAAAUUUUUCGUUUAUCGCCGUUUUCUGUGGUUGUUUGAUAACUCACGAUUAGUCUGCGAUGUCACUACAGAUCAAGCCGUGAAAUACGUUCUCGAGACUUGUACCCAUAAUAGCAGGAAAAGGUUUCUACCUGAUGCGCGCGUCUCGAACCGAGAGCGUCCCAUGGCGGCCAAACCGCCGCUUCGAACAAUGUAGAAAUGUGCGGAACGAGAAACCCGUUUAACACAAUAUAGUUCACUAAUACCUUACAAAAAAAUGCAAAGAAAAAAAUUAAAUUAACCCAAUAAAACUUAAUGGAUCUCAUUGAAUCCAGUAGAGCUAAUGAAAAUUAUGUUCUUGAGGAUUGGAAGCAUUUCAUAGAAUUAUAAAACUCGAAGGAAUGAUACUUGAAUGGAUGUAUGCACAAAAUAUUUUUGGUGUCAUCCAAAUAUAACCAGCUAUAACUCCUACAGCGUGUAAUGAAGAUACUUAGUGUGUUCAGUUAAGAUAUUCGGGAAAAUAAUCUCAACAACUUUUCCGAAGACCUCGGAUCAUUUCUACUACCAAAUAAAGGUACUUGUAUAAUCUCAUUUUUAGGAGGAUUGAUCACUAAAAUCAUAGCAGCAAAUGACAGUUGUUGAUGAUUGUUGUUGUUGAUAAGUAGCCCGAAAAUACUAUUGACGAAAACUCAGCCGUUUCAACGUAAACAGCCAAUAGCUAUUUGAAACACUAUAUUUUUCAAAAAUUGCCGAAUUACUUCGAAAAUACACGAGAUCAGCAAAUGUUGUACUAUAGAGAGAUGUCCAUUUUGAUCAAUGUUAUCAUUUUACGGAACAUAUCCAACUUGUCAGGAUGAUCUUUGAAAAGUAAAAUUAAUGAAUUGGAUUUUAAGGGGUUAAUAAUGUUGAAGAUGCUAAAGAUGAAGACUUCGUGUCUUCAGCAGAGUUGUUGACAAAAGCUUGCUCUUCAACUUUGCUGAAAACUUAAUCGUAAGGGGUUAUAUUGUUGUAUUGUUAUAUUGUUGUUGAGAUGUGGGAAAAAGGGAAAAGUUUGAAUUUUUGUGAAGGUAUGUAGCCAUAUUUUUAUGAAAUACUUGUUAUACGUCUAGCGUAGUACAAUGUCCAAUUUGCAAAAUUCACUUGAGAACUUAAAAAAGAUUAAUAAUUGUCGAAGUUAUAGGUGUCCUUGAACGAAUGAUUGAAUUUUUUUUCCUUUUUUCUGGAAACUAAACGCUUUUUUCCAAAAAUCUACCUGAAAAAAUUAUUAAAAAAUUCAUAACAUUAAUAUGAAAAUUUUGACGAAAAAAUGGAAUCGUUCAAGGACACGGCACUUAAAUUGCGAACAAGCUAAAAAAAUGUUUUGAGAUCGGUUGAAUACUUUUUCGGCAAUCCUAGUCAUCGCAAAGACGAUUUUUGGAAAACAUGAUUUCGAGAUAAUCGCGUUUAAAGUUUCAAGUAUAAGCCACGUCUCCGAAAGGGAGCAAGAUGAAAAACAUUAUAACUAGGCGUCUACUGCUCCGAUCUCUACAAAAAUUUGAGAUAACAUUCACAAGAACCUAAACUUUAGGAUAAAAGAAUAAAAAGACUUGAUUUUUUGGCCGAUCUCAACAUACCCCUUAAUGUAUGUACUUUCAAAAAGGUUAAUAAAUGUAUCUCACUUCUAGGGAGAUUAAUCAUUCAAAUCACGCCAUAUGAAAGGGGUUGUGAUGUCCAAAAUGACGUCAUCGGCCCAAAUUUACCGAUUUAAGCGGAAUUAAUAGAUCGUAUGAUUUUGUCAAAAAAAAUCGAGAAAUGUUUCGCUAAUAGGUCACAGAUCCCGCUUGGAGUUGUUUUGGAUUUUGUUUCAGGUUGGAUUGGAUUUAUGCUACGUGUCUUGAAUAGAGAGAGAGAGAGAGCUGUUUUGUGAUGGGGUUGGGUUUUUAUUGUAAACUAUUGUAAUUGAAUGUCUACGUUAUCAUAUAACGACAUGCAAUCUACCGCAGGGACCAGAAUGUUUAAGCAAUCUAAAAAGUAAAAAAAUAAUUGAAUGUCUUUCAAAAAUAAAUCUGUGUUGCCCGUUUGAGUAAACUCUACUUACAUUUCGAUUAAUUAUUCACCUUUUAGGCACACUUUUAAGAUUUUCUGUGAAUCAUAAUUUCGUGUAAGAAUUUACAUAGACAGUUCACUAAUGCAAUUGAAGUUUGUAGCGAAUUAUAUAAAGUUACACAAGUUUUCAAAAAUAGUUUUAACAAAAAUUGUUUUUGUUACUACAAAACAGACUAGCGUAAAAAUAAUUAUUUUGUUACCGAUAUUUUUAUUUGAAUUUAGAAAUCUUGCCAUUGUUUCAAGGCGGUCCCGAAUUUGGGACAACUUUUGCUCCCUGCCUUUCCAGGCAUUCGAAUGUUGAGAACUAAAAAAGAGAGGAACCACCAUUUAAAUAAACAAAUAGGACACGAUAUUAACAAAUUAACUCGAAACAAACUUGCGUGAAUCCAGAUCGAACACCUCGAAGGUGCGAAGCGCCAGAAAGUACCAUAUUAUAGAGGUAAAACUAAUUAUACUAACAGGACUUCAUUAAUGCGCGAAAAUGAAAGAAAGAAGGCAUUUCUCAAAAGAAAGAAAACAAAACCCUAAAGUAAAAUAUUUAUCUUUAAACAAACCACAAGCCAAAACCAUAUCUUUAAUAUAAGAAAACUUUAACGAUUAAUUAACAUAAAUAAAUUGAAAAAUAGCAACACAAAAAGGGUUAUAAAGAGGUAUGAUUUGAAUAAUUAUGUGAAUGAACGCUUCUUGGGAAUUGACACUAAAUUUUCUUACCAGCAACGGAAGCGGUUUAGGAGGAGGCAAAAGAAUAUUAAGGAAAUAUUUUUAUACUAACAUUGUGGGCUCUAUGAACAAAUCAAAAGUACCCGUCUGAGGAUACAGAUGAAGCGAAGGAGUAUGAAUCGCUAGAUAAGGGAUAACAAUACUUAGAAGCUGUAACAAAACGCUAUCGAUGCCUACGAUCAUUAUAUACAUAUAAGUUUAUUAGAAUGUCCGACUUUCACUCACUUUCAGUGCAGCGAUAAAUGUUUCAUAUCACUAACUUAAUGCCCGAUUUAUUUGAGUAAUAUUUUUCUUUCAAUAAAACGCUUUUAGAAUCAUCCGAGAAAGACCAAAUAUCUAUUAUCACUCACAUUACAAGUUUUUUUUAAUAAGUAUACUUUUUUAAACUAACCAUAAUUGAGUUCUUGACCUUUUUGUUACACUGGACAAUCGAUAGACCUGAAUAUGGAGAAGGAAUGUGGUUCAAUUAUAACCAGAUGCAAAGUUUUGUUAAGGCUUCUCGUACAUAUAAAACAACGAAGUUUCUCUUUCUGCUUUUCAAAUGGUUACUGCACAGGUUGAUAAAUGCUUUCAGAGUAAAUAACAAAGGAUUUCCAUAAGAAUAUAUAUAAAAUAAACUCUCGCAAACUGGUUGUUUUCAAACAUUGGAGAUAAAUAAACUUCUGUUCUGAUCCGUCCAUUGAUUCUCGCAAAACUGUAUCGGCUCUAUUUUUGCUUCCAUUUCAAUUCGCGAAAUAGUUUUCCCGUUGUAUUUAAACAGCACUUUAAAGUGGCAGCGCACAUUCGGCUUAACAUAUUCUAUCAUUGUUGAUACUAAUUUCGAUCAAAGAUUUCAUUAGAAUAACAAAUACGGAGGUUUGCACGCUUGGAGAAUAGUCAACGAGGAAGAAGUAUGAAGAGAAGAAGAAACCAAUUAGAAUAAUAAAACUUGCGAAUAACAAAUGGCCUAUUGAGUGUAGCUAAUUUAGUUUGGCAUCCCAGAACGGGAUAUGAUUUUUCCACGUAGCUUGGAAUAACGAAGAAUAAUGAAUACAGACAGAAUUGCUUUCAGGAAAAUAUCCCCAAAAAACAUUCCAACACAGCUGUUAUAUAUCUAUCAUCGACCAUUACACUACCAUUCCUCAUAACGACUAACGAUCCUGUUAAAGGAGUAUCAAUCAAACCAAACACAUGUAAUCGUGAAUUCAGAUUCAAUUCCAACAGAUGAAUGAGCCGACAAAACAAUUGUUCAAUGUCAAACAUCUUCGAUCGAUAGUAUCGCCUCGACUGGAUACAAGAGUGGAAAGCGGCGAGCAGGUUCAGGCGCGAACUCCAUGAAAAUAUUUGUAUAAAUUGAAAAUGAUAAGUUUUAAUUAUUUUAUAAGGAGUAAGUAUUAGUAAGCAACUAUUCAACCGCAAUGGCAAACCAGAGAGAAGUAAGAAGGGGGCAUCAAACCAAAAUAUAUUAAUUUAAUAGGAUUAAUUUAUAUACAUACGAAAACGAUCAGAACAAAGGACGGAACAAAGCGCGACUACUAAGAUAAAUCAAAUUAGGGUCAGAGAAGAGCGUCGAACAGAAACAGAAGAAAAAAUGAACAUAAUUCAAGAGAAUAUUGUAAAUUAAAUUUCUAUUAUUAUUAAACCAUAUAUAAAUAUACUGAAAUAUAUAUUAAAAAUGUAUCCCCUCUCGGCUAAGGAAAUGUCGAGAAACGACAAUAAAACUGUGAAAAUUGAAAAAAACGAAA